CUCUCUGAUUAGUCUAUCCUCUGUGUUGCCAACUCAGCCGAGUUUUUUCUCCAUCGGCGAUUUGUCUGGGGCAUGUGUAAAUAUUGGUACAUAUUGUUUUACAUACGUGUUAAUACCUCCGAGGAAUUCAUCAAUUAAAACCACUGAAUUAAUUGAGAGAAUUCGAGUUCCAUCGUCUCCUGGGGUAGUUUAAAAUGAACUCAUUCAAGUGUGGUUUAGUGACGUGUCUGGUGAUGAUGAUCAUCGAUGUCCAGGGUAUCAUGUUCUACCUGGAGGCUAACGGGCGAAAAUGCCUGAGAGAAGAACUUCAGGCACAGACUUUUCUCAGUGGGGAAUAUCAGGCGUCAGAUGUACCUGGCCAGAGGGUAGAUUACGUGGUUAAAGAUUCGAAGGGCAGUAUUCUAUCACAAAAGGAUGAUUUUCCACAUGGAAAACUCUGGAAAUUCUCAUUCAUCACUGAUACCCCCGACUCCUUUGAAAUUUGCUUCGUAUCGCAUGUUCCUCCACAUCAACGAGGAAUGAAGCAAGAAAUCACCCUGAAUAUGAAGCACGGAGUCGAGGCGAAGAGUUACGAAGCUAUGGUCGGUGAGGCAGCGAAAUUAAAGCCCAUCGAAGUGGAAUUGAAACGUCUGGAGGAUUUAUCAGAAACAAUUGUUCAGGACUUCGCGAGAAUGCGACAGAACGAAGAGCAGAUGAGAGAUACGAAUGAGACAACGAACACACGUGUUCUCUAUUUUAGUAUAUUUUCGAUGUGCUGUUUACUGGGUCUUGCCACUUGGCAGGUAUUCUACCUGAGGAGUUUCUUCAGAGCCAAAAAAUUAAUCGAGUGAACGAGUCAUCUCUUCCAAGUGUACAUGUGGGUCUGUGUGUGCCUGUGGUAAAAAAAAAAAGAACAUUGAUGAUCACGAAGUGUACAAUAAUCCAAAACCUAUUUUUGCCAGAGUGAAGACAUCGGGUUGUCGAGUUGUACGAACGUUAUUUCAAUUCCGCUUGAAUUUUUCAUGUCAUCUUUUUUUAAUGUGAAAUAAAAACAAUGAAAUUACUAUUUAA
This is a messenger RNA of Fopius arisanus, 1050 nucleotides long. It is a transcript of the gene bai, whose product is annotated as Transmembrane emp24 domain-containing protein bai. The transcript is spliced from 6 exons. Gene Ontology annotation, biological process: Golgi organization; intracellular protein transport; endoplasmic reticulum to Golgi vesicle-mediated transport. Gene Ontology annotation, cellular component: Golgi apparatus; COPII-coated ER to Golgi transport vesicle; endoplasmic reticulum-Golgi intermediate compartment. Bases 195 to 830 code for a protein of 211 amino acids. The record is from RefSeq and is a predicted model, not a curated record. NCBI's taxonomy places the organism in Eukaryota, Metazoa, Arthropoda, Insecta, Hymenoptera, Braconidae.